AUGGAAGUAAAACAAGAAGAUAGUAAAAUUAAUUGUAAAGUAGAAAUAGAUAGUGAGGCAUAUGAUGUUCCUUGGGAUACUUUCAAAGCGCAAAUUAAAGAGGAAACAGCUGGCUAUUUAAAUUUAUUGGAAAGUCACUAUAUAAAGACAGAAAUAGAUGAUCUACUUACAGAAAGACAAAUAAAGGAAGAAGGUUCCCCUUACGAAGAUAUACAAACUGAUGCAUAUGAUGUACUGGAAGAAGAACAUGCUAUAAGUGACCGAAGUUUAAACCAAACUUUUACUGCCAUUACAAACGAAAACAUUGAAGGAAAAAAAUUACAUAUGACAGAACAAAUAGGCAAAAAAAUAUUUAUAUGUAACAUUUGCUCUAAACCAUUUUCAAGAAAUUAUUACUUAAAAAUUCACAUGAGGUUGCAUACUGGCGAAAAACCGUAUGAAUGUGAAAUUUGCACCAGACGGUUUACAAGAAGUGUUCAACUAAAAGAACAUAUGACGUUACAUACUGGAGAAAAUAUUUUCAAAUGUGAAAUUUGCAAUAAACAGUUUCUGCGAAACUCUCAGUUGAAAGAACAUAACAUAUUACACACUGGAGAAAAACCAUUUACAUGUGAAAUUUGCAAUAACAAGUUUUCACGAAGUUCUAGUUUAAAACAACAUAUGAGAUUACAUAAUGGAGAAAAUAUUUUCACAUGUGAAAUUUGCGAUAAACAGUAUCCACGAAAGUCUCAAUUAAAAGAACAUAUGAUAUUACACAAUGGAGGAGAACCAUUUACAUGUGAAAUUUGCAAUAACAAGUUUUCACGAAAUUCUACUUUAAAACAACAUAUGAGAUUACAUACUGGAAUAUGUAAUGUCACAUCUGAAAAGAUUUUCAGAUGUGAAAUUUGCGAUAAACAGUUUUCACGAAACUCUCAAUUAAAAGAACAUAUGAUAUUACACACUGGAAAAAAACCAUUUACAUGUGAAAUUUGCAACAAACAGUUUUUACGAAAUUAUAAUUUAAAAUUACAUAUGGGAGUGCACACUGCAGAAAAACCUUUCACAUGUGAAAUUUGCACUAAACAGUUUCGACAAAAGUAUAACUUAAAAGAACAUAUGAGAAUACAUACUGGAGAAAAAUCAUUUAGAUGUGAAAUUUGCAACAAACAGUUGGCACGAAAUGCUAGUUUAAAAGAACAUAUGAAAUUACAUACAUGUGAAAAGCUACGUAUGAAAAAACCCAUCGUCCCAAAAAUAUGCAACGUUUGCUGUAAACAAUUUUCAAAAAAUUAUGAAUUAAAAAUACAUAUGAGGGUGCACACUGGCGAAAAACCUUUUGCAUGUGAAAUAUGCAACAAGCACUUUGCACGAAGUUCCAAUUUAAAAGAACAUAUAAGAAUACACACCGCUGUGCACUAAACAGUAUACAGUGAUGAGUGCCUUACCACCCAACUUUUUAACGUAAGAGAUAGAAAACACAGUUACCUUGUGAAAUAAAAAGAGAU
Messenger RNA from Diabrotica balteata, 1487 nucleotides. The record is from the annotation of a GenBank genome assembly. NCBI's taxonomy places the organism in Eukaryota, Metazoa, Arthropoda, Insecta, Coleoptera, Chrysomelidae.